UUGGGGGUGGGGGCAUGUGCUGGGCGUGGACAAAUGAUCGGAGGGGGAGCUAAGAGCGUUUGGCAGACCAUGCACACUUCUGCUCCCCAUUCAGAGGACCCACCUGGCAGCAGGGCCCUCUUCUCUGAGCAUCUGGGAAGAAGCCCCUCUUCCAGCUGCAGGAUGGGCAGCAGCAGAAGGAAGGUCAUCUGGGUUCUAUGCUCGCUGCUGCUGCUCCUUGAAGCCAGUUCUGCCAAGAGUAUUUGGAAACGGGCACUGCACGCGAGGCUGGCUGAGAAACCCCAAGCCCAGGAGGCUGAUGGCCCCGGGCAGCCCCGCGCGGACCGCUGCCCGCCACCCUCGCGCUCGCUGCCCCCCGGAGCCUGCGAGGUGGAGCCCUGCCAAGCGCACACCCAGUGCCGGCAGCGCCAGCGCUGCUGCCAUAACGGCUGCGCCUACGCCUGCCUGGAGGCCGUGCCGCCCCCGCCAGUUGUAGAUUGGCUGGUAGAGCCGAAACCUCGAUGGCUUGGUGGCAACGGCUGGCUCCUGGAUGGCCCCAAGGAGGUGUUACAAGCGGAGACCUGCAGCACCACAGAGGACGGGGCGGAGCCACUCCUCUGUCCCUCAGGCUACGAGUGCCGCAUCCUGAGCCCGGGUGACAUGGCCAAGGGCAUCCCCAACCGCGGGGAGUGUGUCAAGCAGGGCCCAGCAGAAGAGCCGUCCCAAAGACAUACAGCUCACAAAAAAUACCCAGAGGGAGACACCAAGAACGUGGCAGAACAUGGAAAAGGGCGACGGAGGCACAUGCAAUAAAGUGGCGACGGGCUAAUCUGAAAGGACAUUCCUCACUUUCUGCUAAGCCUUGGACAUUGUUGUAUAAGAAUGCUUUGGCCCUCAGAGGUCAUGCCCAGCUCAGCAGAGCAUAACCCCGGAGAUGCCGAGAGGCGGGAUACAGGCUUCAUCACCCGGCUGGGUGACGGUGGGAGCCGCAGACCAGCGCCGGGUCCUGCUCUGUCGCCUUGGAAACGCCUGGAUCUCACUGGGCCCUGCGGCUCCACAGACACUACCUGGGAAGAAGGCGCUGCCUUGUGAGCACAUGCGAAGCUCUUUCUAAGUCAGAGCUCCGUGCUGUGUCAUUUACAGCCUCCGUCCAGGUCCGACUCUGGUGGGCACGCACCCCGCCUCCCACAGUCUCAGAAGAUAGCCACGUUCUCCCACGUUCUCCCAGUACAUUCGCUCAUCACAAAAUGAAGAUGAA
This is a messenger RNA of Pipistrellus kuhlii (Kuhl's pipistrelle), 1237 nucleotides long. RefSeq names its product WAP four-disulfide core domain 1 (gene WFDC1). The transcript has 7 exons. Gene Ontology annotation, biological process: regulation of cell growth. The record is from RefSeq and is a predicted model, not a curated record. Gene Ontology annotation, cellular component: extracellular region. Bases 34 to 792 code for a protein of 252 amino acids. Gene Ontology annotation, molecular function: peptidase inhibitor activity. NCBI's taxonomy places the organism in Eukaryota, Metazoa, Chordata, Mammalia, Chiroptera, Vespertilionidae.